ACAUGUAACCAGUAGGCUACAUUCUCAAGAUAUCAGACAGUUUCGAUGUAUCUUAUCAGUUCUUGAUACAUUAUAUCGCUGGCAGUAGUGUGUUAUUAUUAGAUUGCCCUUUCUCUCUACAUAUUUUCCAUUGAAACAUGCUGCGUGUGAGAUCGGCAUUGUGUCAUUCUUGGAGGGGUUUCAGGACCUUCCCCUGUGCAGCUGUUGAGGUGAAGAAUGAGCCCAUCCUGGGAUUCAACGAGGGCAGUCCAGAGAGAGCCGAGCUGCAGAAGGCCCUGGAUGACCUGAAGGGGAAGACAGAGGAGAUUCCCUGUGUGGUUGGAGAUGAACAUGUGUGGACCAAAGACAUCAGAUACCAGCUAUCACCCUUCAACCACUCACACAAACUGGCCAAGUUUUGCUAUGCUGACAAGGACCUGCUCAACAAAGCUAUCUUAGCCUCUGUGGCGGCGAGGAGAGAAUGGGACCUGAAACCCAUCCAGGACCGAGCCCAGGUCCUCUUUAAGGCUGCUGACAUCAUCAGUGGACCUAAGAGAGCUGAGAUUCUGGCCAAGACCAUGAUAGGCCAGGGCAAAACAGUGGUGCAGGCAGAGAUUGAUGCGGCUGCAGAGCUAAUAGACUUCUUCCGUUUCAAUGCGAAGCACGCUGUUGAACUGGAGAGCCAGCAGCCCCUGGACAGUGAUGGUAGCACCAACACCAUGCUCUACCGUGGGCUGGAGGGUUUUGUAGCUGCUGUCGCCCCAUUUAACUUCACUGCAAUUGGUGGAAACCUAGCAGGUACACCUGCUCUCAUGGGUAAUGUAGUUCUGUGGAAGCCUAGCGACACAGCCAUGUCAGCUAGCUACGCCGUAUACAAUGUUCUGCGGGAGUCAGGGUUACCCCCCAACAUCAUCCAGUUUGUGCCAGCCGACGGACCAGUGUUUGGAGACACCAUCACUUCCUCUGAACAUCUGGCUGGCAUCAACUUUACCGGCAGUGUCCCUACCUUCAAGCGCCUGUGGAAACAAGUGGCCCAGAACCUGGAUAUCUACAAGAACUUCCCUCGGGUGGGAGGAGAAUGCGGCGGUAAGAACUUCCACUUUGUGCACAAGUCUGCGGAUGUGCGGAGUGUGGUGACUGGGACCAUCCGCUCUGCGUUUGAGUACGGAGGGCAGAAGUGCUCAGCCUGCUCCAGGAUGUAUGUACCAGACUCCCUGUGGCCCCAGAUCAAACAGGGGCUCCUGGACAUCCACAAGCAGCUCAAAGUUGGAGACCCUGUGGAGGACUGGAGUACAUUCUUCUCUGCUGUGAUUGAUGACAAGUCCUUUGCUCGUAUUAAGAAGUGGUUGGACCAUGCCAAGUCAUCCCCUAAGUUGAACAUAAUUGCUGGGGGCCACUGUGAUGACAAGAAGGGUUACUUUGUGGAGCCGACCAUCAUUGAGAGCACAGACCCACAGGAAGCCAUCAUGGCCGAGGAAAUCUUUGGCCCAGUUCUGUCUGUCUAUGUUUACCCUGAGAACAACUACAAGGAGGUUCUUAACCUUAUAGACAACACAUCACCAUACGCCCUGACAGGAGCGGUCUUCGCUCUUGACAAGAAUGUUGUAGAUGAGGCAGCUAAGGCCUUGAGGAACGCUGCAGGAAAUUACUACGUGAAUGACAAGUCCACCGGCUCGAUUGUCGCCCAGCAGCCAUUUGGUGGCGCCAGAGCUUCAGGUACCAAUGACAAACCUGGUGGUCCUCACUACGUCCUGCGAUGGACAUCCCCACAGGUGGUCAAGGCCACCCACGUCCCGCUCAAAGAAUGGAAGUACCCAUACAUGGGUUAAAAAGACAGUACUGUACCCCCUCCCCAACCAUGUGGCCCUCAUCCAAUCCUAGCUUUGUAGAGGAAUCUGUUGGCUUUUUCUCCUAUCCCUCUCUCCAGUCAAGACUUACAAUGAAAUGAAGAGGGGAACCCCUCUC
Oncorhynchus kisutch (coho salmon) is the source of this 1944-nucleotide messenger RNA. RefSeq names its product aldehyde dehydrogenase 4 family, member A1 (gene aldh4a1). The record is from RefSeq and is a predicted model, not a curated record. Bases 138 to 1808 code for a protein of 556 amino acids. The transcript has 15 exons. Lineage: Eukaryota; Metazoa; Chordata; Actinopteri; Salmoniformes; Salmonidae. Gene Ontology annotation, molecular function: L-glutamate gamma-semialdehyde dehydrogenase (NAD+) activity.